Molecule: messenger RNA, 3548 nt
Organism: Danaus plexippus (monarch butterfly)
Lineage: Eukaryota; Metazoa; Arthropoda; Insecta; Lepidoptera; Nymphalidae
Gene: ClC-b
Product: H(+)/Cl(-) exchange transporter 7
Exons: 15
Coding region: 324-2693 (789 amino acids)
Biological process (GO): chloride transport; transmembrane transport
Cellular component (GO): lysosomal membrane; intracellular membrane-bounded organelle
Molecular function (GO): voltage-gated chloride channel activity
Source: RefSeq, a predicted model, not a curated record
AUAAGUAGUCAAUAUGUAUUAGUGUUGUGAUAUUUGAUAACAAAUUACUAAGAAGAGUUAUUUAACUAAUUCCUAAUAAUUUGUGAAUGAUAGUGGAUACUUAUAAGUUGAUAAUCUUAUUAAUAAAAUUGUAUUAUAGUUUCUUGUAAAAAACACGGUUUUAAAUAUAAACUAUUUCCUUUUAUAAAAAAUAAAAAUUCUAAUCACUGAUGAGUAAGGAAUAAAAUCAUAUGAAAUAUAAUUAUCACCAUGUAGUGUUCCUAUCACGCCUCUUUGUUUAUUUGGAUUUUGUAUUUCCUUAAUGAUAAAAGAGCGUUUUAAAAAUGAGCAAUUCAACUAAAGUUGACGACACUAUAAGUGUAAUUACAUCCGACACAGCUAAUUUAGUAACAAAUGAAGAAGAAGCUAGUACAUCGCAUUACAUACAACUCAAUAAAUCAAGCGAUAUACAGGACUCAGGAGAUGGAAGUCAUGGAAUCCGACGUAGACAGCCAGUACAAAAAAUUGAGCCAGGCUCAAUGAAUAUUUUAUCAGCCAAGUAUGAGAGUCUAGAUUAUGAUACAUGCGAAAAUCAUUUAUUACUUGAUGAAGAGCGGAAAAGAGGCUACCCAUUUGUUGUAUGGAAAGACAUAGCAAGAUGGUUUAUUGUAUUGUUGAUUGGAGUCAUAACAGCACUGAUAGCAUUCACCAUAGACAUAUGUAUAGAAGAAUUCUCAAAGAUAAAAUAUAAACAAUUAAAGAAAUCUGUUGACACAUACGUACUGUUGGAUGAACUGUAUAUACCUUACUUGUUGUGGGUGUUGACCAAUAUUUGUAUAGUGUUCAUUGGAUCCAUGCUGGUCUCGUAUGUGGAGCCAGUAGCUGCUGGCAGCGGUAUUCCUCAAGUGAAAUGCUAUUUAAACGGCGUGAAAGUCCCACGCGUGGUGCGGAUAAAGACUUUGUUCGUUAAAGCAGUGGGAGUUAUUACGGCAGUAGUUGGGGGAUUGGCUGGAGGAAAGGAGGGUCCCAUGAUUCAUAGCGGUGCUGUGGUUGCUGCGGGCAUCUCUCAAGGGAAAAGCACCACUUUCAACAAAGACUUCAAGGUGUUCCAAUACUUCCGCGAGGAUCAUGAGAAACGGGAUUUCGUAUCAGGCGGCGCAGCGGCCGGAGUUUCAGCGGCCUUUGGGGCACCUAUAGGAGGAGUGUUGUUCUCUUUGGAGGAAGGGACAAGUUUCUGGAACCAGGGUCUGACAUGGCGAACCUUCUUUGGGACAGUCGUCUCAACGUUUACACUCAACUUUGCGCUAUCCGCGUAUCACGGUCACCCAGGGGAAUUGAGUUAUCCAGGUCUUCUCAAUCUUGGUAAAAUGGAGCCUUUUCCGUUUCAAUUCUAUGAGCUUCCGGUGUUCAUGAUGUUUGGAGUCGUGGGCGGUGUGCUGGGAGCUCUCUGGAACCAUAUCAAUUACAAGCUGACCGUGUUCAGGAUACGGUACGUGGGCUCGGCGUGGUUGCGAGUGGUGGAGGCAUGUCUGGUGGCAGCAGUUAGUGCCUCUUGCGGCUUUCUCAUGAUGUUUCUCUUGGACGAUUGCCGUCCCCUGGGAGAGGAUCCGACCAAAGUACCGCUGCAGUUAUUCUGCGCUGAUGGCGAGUACAAUACAUUAGCAGCGAUCUGGUUCCAAACGCCCGAAGCGUCAGUGAGAUCGUUCCUGCACGACCCCAUGGGCUCAUAUAAACCAUGGUCGUUGUUGGUGUUCGUGGUGGUGUACUUCCUCCUAUCAACGUGGACCUUCGGCCUGGCGGUGUCCAGUGGCCUGUUCAUACCGAACUUGCUGACUGGAGCGGCCUGGGGGAGACUUCUCGCUAUUAUAAUUCAAUAUAUGCUACCUGGGAACAGCAUCAAUCCCGCGAAGUACGCACUGGUGGGUGCUGCGGCUCAGUUAGGUGGAGUCGUCCGUAUGACCAUAUCACUGACGGUCAUCAUUAUAGAGACCACGGGACAGAUAUCGAACGCGCUGCCCAUCAUCAUCACACUGGUAGUCGCCAAGUGGACAGGGGACUUCUUUAACGAGGGUAUAUACGACAUUCACAUCCAAUUGGCUGGUGUUCCACUGCUGCCCUGGGAGCCCCCGCCUCUCACCCACAAUAUAUACGCGUCCGAGGUCAUGUCACACCCCGUGUUCACACUGAGGACGGUAGAGAACGUCGGGCACAUAGUUGAGAUUCUGAAGGUGGUCAGCUAUAAUGGAUUCCCAGUGGUGGACCCGCCACUCGCUGAUGAUGCGGAAGUGACGACAUACAAGCGUCUGCGUGGUCUGAUCCGGCGCGAUCAGCUGAUCGUUCUUCUCCAUAAUAAGAUAUACAACGAAAACGCUAACACCACCUGGUCCAACUUCAACGUAGACAUGGACAUGUUCAGGAAGGAGUAUCCCAGAUACCCGUCUAUAGAUAAGCUGGAUAUUCAAGAGUGGGAGAAGACCUGUAUGAUAGAUCUCCGUCCGUUCAUGAACCCGUCUCCUUAUACAUUACCACACCGAGCCUCUCUGCCGCGUCUCUUCAGACUGUUCCGAGCCCUCGGGCUGAGACACCUGCCCAUCGUCAACGACCACAAUGAGGUUGUUGGUAUGGUAACUCGUAAGGACAUUGCUCGGUAUAGAGUAUGGAGACACAGAGGACAUAUGGGCAUGGAGGAGCUUCUACUUUCUAGUGAAAUUUAGAAAAUCAAACACAACUCCACUUAUUUUACCUCAUUUAUAAGACAAAGAUUGUACUAUAAAGAUAAUAAACAAAACAGUCAUUACUUUAUAACAAGUCAUAUAAUAUGCUCAUUCAAAUUACUACUGACGACAUAACAUCAUUAAUCAUGAUAAUAUAUGUUUUUUAAACUUAUAUAAAAUACUCCUACAAGAUUAGUUUAGGUGUCGGAGUUUUUACUUAUUACUCAACAGCUUUGAUAUUGUCAAUAUUCAUCUGUGAAUGUGUUAUAAUAAUUUUUACUCUAAGAUUAUGUGGAAAGGUUUAAAAUAUACUGAUGCAUGGAAUUUAUGCCAUUGUUAGAAUCAUAUGUUCAUUUUCCGUUAAAUACAUCACAUAGCUUAGUAACUGGUCUCAUUUAUAACCAAUGAAUUUAAAUAGUAGGUUUACCAAUAAAAUCUUUGUUAAUUCAAGAUUCUGUUGCAAAAAUUAAAAAUAUACAAUGAUAGUUAAAAUAAAUUUGUAUAAUGAAGUAAAACAUUUGCCACUCGUUUUGACCAUUGAAAAUAUUAUGUGCACUACAAAAAUUACAAACAGAAUAGAGAAGGAAAUUAUAAAAAUUUGAAACUACAACUUAAGUUUUUAUGAUAUUUAUAAUGUGAUAAUUAUGUUAAUGAUGCCCUUUAUAUUGGUCUUAGUAUAAAUCAUGAGAGGCAAAUCCAAAACUCCUAGGUAUUAUGUUUAAAAUUUUUAUGUUAUGUUAGAAAAAUGGCUAUGAGACACCUGAUAAGGUUUAAUAUAAUCAUGUCUUAAAUAUAAAUGUUUCUUAUUAUGACUAAAAGAUUUUAUUAUGUUAUCAAUAAAUACAGUUUUAUAUA